UUUUUUUUGACCAACCACAUGAAAGUGGCUUAUUGGGUAUCAAGAAAAAAAAAAAACACUAAAGUGACACACCAUGAUCUUUUCUCGACUAUAUACGGAAGACAGACUCAGUCAGCUCGAACAUGGCCAGAGCAGAUAUCGCGAUGGAGAUCCGGCACGAGGACUCAGCAGCAGGAGGACGCGGUGAUGAUGGGCCGCUCAUCAAAUACUACCGCGCCAGUGAAGCGCUGCCCGGCGCAGUGCCUGUCCUGCACGGCCUCCUCAGGAAGGGACCCGCCACCUGCGCGGCCGUGCAGACGUCCAGUGGGAUCCUCAGUUUUGGAAUAGGGGUCGUAUUUGCAGCGUCAUUCGGGAUAAAUAACAGUCUACUGACCUUAUUCCGAGUGCCGAUCAUUACUGGGAUAAUGUUUGUCGUGGCUGGAAUCUUGUCUAAUCUUCUGUACAAAAGCCCCGGGCUUCUACAGACUUGCUUCAUUGCCAACAUCGUGUGUCUGGUGGUGUCUGGGAUCGGAGUGAUUCUUCUGGCUGUUGAUCUUAAUUCAGUUGGAAAUCAAAUCGAGCACAAGAUGGAGGUGCUGGUGCUGUGCGUGACUCUGAUGGACAUGCUCAUCGCUGCAGUGCUGAUAUUCUGGUUUUACAGAGAGAAACGUGACCAUAAGAAGUGAUGGCACUUUCUUCUGCUCGUUCAAACAUCUGGAAGGAUGUGUUUGCAGUCUUCACCUCUGUGGCGUUUGAGCUCAUCAUUUCUCAGAAGGUUUAGCAACAAUAAUAGAAUUCAAGAACUAAAAAAAGCAGAAGUUACCACAACCAAAUUCUCUUCCCACGUAGUGCCUUUCCUGAGAUUCAGUCGUGGGAGUCUCAAAAAUAAACUGUGGCGUGACUGAAGAGAACCAGAGGUGGAGCCGUGUCAGUGACGAACACAUGCCAAAUGUGGAUGAUUUGACCUUUAAUGAGACUUGUUAGUAAAUGCCAGUAAAAUACAACAGUUCUUGGGUUUUUUCAGCAUGAACGAAGAGCUAAAGCAGCGAUCCAGCAUUUAUUACCUGUGAUGCUGGAUAUUAUUUGUCUGUACAUAUUUUCACAUUUAUACAUUGAAUUAAUGUAAUUCAAAAAUUUCUGUAUCUAUUACAUAUGAAUUUGAGUUAAUAAAACACCAUCUUAAUAAA
Messenger RNA from Megalobrama amblycephala (Wuchang bream), 1166 nucleotides. RefSeq lists its product as uncharacterized. The record is from RefSeq and is a predicted model, not a curated record. The coding region runs from base 123 to 665 and encodes 180 amino acids. The transcript has 6 exons. Lineage: Eukaryota; Metazoa; Chordata; Actinopteri; Cypriniformes; Xenocyprididae. Gene Ontology annotation, cellular component: membrane.